Molecule: messenger RNA, 339 nt
Organism: Magnolia sinica
Lineage: Eukaryota; Viridiplantae; Streptophyta; Magnoliopsida; Magnoliales; Magnoliaceae
Exons: 4
Coding region: 1-339 (112 amino acids)
Biological process (GO): lipid transport; transmembrane transport
Cellular component (GO): membrane; intracellular membrane-bounded organelle
Molecular function (GO): lipid carrier activity; ABC-type transporter activity
Source: RefSeq, a predicted model, not a curated record
AUGGAUUUUAGCCUCGGGAAAGGGGGCGUCAGUGUUACUCGCCGACGGUUUAAAGCCGCCAACAUUUCUGAUGACCAAAACUAUCAGCAUUUUCGACGGCCAAAGGCGAUGGCAUUUCCGACAACUAAGGCUGAUCGCAAAAGCCCAUAUUCCAUGGAAGAAGCUGAGUUUCUUUGUGAUCGUGUUAGUAUCAUGUUUGGUGGCAGCAUGCAGUGCAUUGGUAACUCAAAAGAGCUUAAAACAAGAUAUGGAGGAUCAUGUGUAUUGACUAUCUCAACAAAUCCCAAUCACAACAAGGACGUCGAAGACAUGGAUAUUGAUCAAUUGCACCUAAAUUGA